GUAUGUAUAUGUAUGAGAAGUGUUUUUAUUUAACUUUUUUACGCAUUUAAAAACUACGACAGAUCUGUUUAAUGGCACCGCUAAACAACAAUGAUAUACGCUGUAGCACACACUAGCAGUAAGUAAGCCAUAGAGGCGCUACACAUUGAAUUCAGUACAAUCUGCUUGCGUGGAUGCGUUUUUGGAUACCAUAAACAGAAAUAGCAACAGCAACAGCAACAAAUACUCCGGCAUUGGAUAACAAUCAGUUUGUAACGACGGUUGGCUUAGAACAGUAUAAAACUCAGUGCGUCUCGUGCGAAGAAAUCCAAACUAAUCGUUCGAGGUGCCAUAAAUAAAGUAAGAACAACAACAAUAGCAUACUGUCAAAGCUGUUGGCGCGGGGGUGGCGGACGGCGGGUCGACAACCAUCAUAAGUAUGAGUAAUAACGUAGAAAGUAACGGCAAUAGACGCACCGUUGAUUGGCAACGCUUCGGUCUUGGCGGUGAUGAUGAAGGCGAGAUAACGGUUGCAAACUUUCGUCAACGCAGCAAUAACAACACAGGGGGCUUUGUCGAUUUGGGCAAUGAGUAUACGUAUGCAGCUGGCGGUCAUCAUGCGUCCGGCGCUAACGAAAUCUUUGCCGGAGAGCAAGGUGACAAGCCAUGGUGGCGCUCGAACUUCUUGAUCUCACAGCCGGUGCUGUUUGGUACAUGGGAUGGUGUCUUCACCUCUUGCCUGAUCAACGUGUUUGGCGUUAUUGUCUUCCUGCGCUCCGGCUGGAUUGUCGCCCAGGCUGGCAUCAUCAAUGCCGUGCUCAUUAUUUUCUGCACUGUGGUCAUUGCCUUGAUUAGUGUGCUGUCGGCCAUUGGUAUCUGUGAGAGAUGUCGCGUGGAAAGUGGCGGUGUUUAUUUUCUCAUUGCACACACACUCGGCUCCCGUUUCGGUGGGGCACUCGGCUUACUGUACUGCUUUGGACAAGCUGUGGGCUGUGCCCUCAACGUGAUGGGAUUUGGCGAAUCGAUGGCCGGCCUAGUGGGUCUCGAGGAUAACAAAUGGGCCAUCCGCGGGUUUGCAACAGCAGCUGUCCUACUGCUCGGCUGCAUCAACGUGGCCGGCGUGAAGUGGGUGAUCAAACUGCAGUUUAUUCUGCUGAUGAUAUUGCUCAUAUCUGCGCUGGAUUUCAUGGUGGGCAGCUUUGUGGGCGAGGAUACGGAAAACGACUUCGAUGGGUGGAUGAGCGGAAAUUUUAUGGAAAAUCUUUGGCCAAAAUAUGAACACGGUUACUCGUGGUUUCAAGUCUUUGGAGUAUUCUUUCCCACCGUCACUGGCGUCUUAUCCGGCAUCAAUAUGAGUGGCGACCUCCGUGCACCAUCCACAGACAUUCCCAACGGCACACUGGCUGCUUUUGGCACUUCCACUUUCCUGUACUUAGUUUUCGUGCUGUUUCUGGGUGCAACAUGCAAGCGAAGAGUAUUAUACACAGACUACAUGAUCUCUGUGAAGGUUUCGGCCGUUCACUUUCUGCUGCUGGCGGGUAUCUAUGUGUCCAGCAUGUCGUCUUGCCUGGGUGCGAUGUACGGCACGCCGCGGGUUCUGCAGAGUAUUGCCAAGGAAAGCGUCAUACCUGGUAUUGAUGUGCUGGGCAAGGGUCGCGGACCUAAUAAAGUGCCCCUGUACGCAAUGGCUGUGGUGGCUCUGGUUACCGUAACCUUUAUUAUCGUAGGCGACAUUAACUUUUUGGCGCCCAUUGUAACGAUGCCAUUCCUGAUGACAUAUGCCUGCAUAGACUACGCCUAUUUCGCACUGGCGCAAACCUUUGAUAUUCAGGAGCAGCGCGAGGAACGCUUUCGUAUACAGGCAUCGAGUCCAAGCUAUGAGACGCGUCGCUAUGGCAGCGUAUCGGAUGGGGGCAAUGAUCUGGAUAUGCUAUUUCCGGAUCGCGUGCGGCACAAGAACCUGCAGAGUCCUCAGAACUCACCGAUGCAUCAAGCGCAAACAAUGCCAGCAGUGCCUUUAGAGAAUAUUGUAGACAUCAAUGAGUCAGCACCAAGUACUUCAUCGGGACAGGAGCCAGCGGCAAUGGCAGACGGCACUGGCGUGACCGUCGACCCUUCCACAGCACAGGCUGGCAGCGAAGCAGAUGAUGAGAACGAGCCAAUUGCCCCGAUUCGUCCGCCUAUACAUUCCAAGACGAAAAACUGGUACUCCGGCUUCUGCAAUCGCUGGGCCUCGCUACUGGGAGCACUCACCAAGCUGCUGGUUAUGCUGUUGGUGAACUGGUAUUAUGCCUUAACAUGUUUUUUGGUCGUAUUCGUCGUUUGGUUCUAUGUGGGCACAGCUAAUCCCGCCGUCAAGCCUGGCUUGACUGCAGAGUUCAACUUUUUUGGCUGGCUCAAGAGCGUGAUUUUCCGUUGCUUUGGAAAACGCAUGCACGAGUAUGAGCAAAUUGUUGUGACACCAUCUUGCCCAGGCGUGGAUCUCUCGCCCACACAAUUGAAUGAGCAGAACGAGGACUUCAGGCCGCGUCCAAACUAUCAUCAUUCAUCGGUAAUAGAGGGACGGCUGAUAGACGACAUCUAGACUUUUGGCCAUGGGCCGUAAACAGUGGGAUCAUGGGUUAUUGGGAAACGCGGCAAGCAAUAUUUUGAGUGCAUUUUGCUAACACUAAACUAAUUCAAUGAUAACAUACAAAUGUAAAGUGCAACACUAAAGGUAGUUAUGUUAAAUCCAGCACAUGCAUUUAGAAGCGAUCUUCCCACACACACACACUCAAAGACCGAACCCAGCGCACAUUGCAGCUUUAGCUAAAUUAAAAUUACUUGUGUACUAAUUAUUUAUUAAUUGUAAGUUCAAGAAUUUAAUCUGCUUUUAAUAUGUUCCUUUCUUGUGUAAAGUCAUUUUGCUGAUUUCCUAUUGUUUAAUUCUUAGAAAGCCUGUAAAAUUGUUGCUUAAUAGAUAUGUUUCCAUACGUUUUGUAUUGUCUCAAAGCACAUACAUGCAUAAUUUAUUUGAGGAAACAUAUGUGAUAAUGAGAUAAUAAGUAAAAACAAUCAAAAACAAAGGAGAAACCCAACAACAGCCCAAAACAAAGCAGAAGCAAAUUGUUUUGCAAAUUUGGCGCUUUCGCUAUCUAUGAUACCACAAAGGCGAAAAAUUAUCAAUGAAACUGAUUUGAUUGAAAUACCUUAUGUUCUAAAUAUAUGUAUCUUAACUCACACACACAAACAACACAAGCACUCACACACACAAAAUUGAUUAGCCAUCGUCCGCAAGAGCCACGAAAUCACAACCAAUUCAAGCCCAAUUCUUUAAAUGCAA
Drosophila arizonae is the source of this 3301-nucleotide messenger RNA. Its product is annotated as solute carrier family 12 member 8. Lineage: Eukaryota; Metazoa; Arthropoda; Insecta; Diptera; Drosophilidae. Gene Ontology annotation, cellular component: membrane. Gene Ontology annotation, molecular function: potassium:chloride symporter activity. The record is from RefSeq and is a predicted model, not a curated record. Gene Ontology annotation, biological process: potassium ion import across plasma membrane; chloride transmembrane transport; chloride ion homeostasis.